Molecule: messenger RNA, 786 nt
Organism: Phialemonium atrogriseum
Lineage: Eukaryota; Fungi; Ascomycota; Sordariomycetes; Cephalothecales; Cephalothecaceae
Exons: 2
Source: RefSeq, a predicted model, not a curated record
GUCCUUGACAUGUUUUGGUGGCGGAGGAUGGAGACCCGGACUGUCUUCCUGCCGCGGAGGACGGUGCGGGAUCUGCGUGUCGAGGCAAUGGCCUCGCUCGCCGCGGAUGCCGACGCCGCUGCCAGAGAUGGGCCGACGCCGUUUGUCAGCGAGGGCGACGUGCUAACGGCGUGGAUGAUAUCCAUGGCGGCCUCGGUGCUGCCGCUGUCCUCUUCGCGGACGGUCGGCAUCUCUAGUGCUUUUGGCUUCCGUGGCCGCUUGACUUCAAUGUUCCUCGCGAGGGAGGGCGAAGGGGCGAAUGUGCAAAAUGCGGUGCUCCCCUUCUUCACGAACCCUCCGGCCAGCGACCUCAUUGCCAGGGAUAAUGCGCUCGAGUUCGCGGCACGGCCCAUCCGUCGUAACAUCGAGACGCAGGCCACCGAGGCCCAGAUCCGUGCUUUCGCCCGCCUUGCGCGCGUGUCGCUCGUGGAGACUGAAUUACUGCCGUUCUUCGGCGAUACGAGCUUUUUCUUGGUGAAUUGCUCCGACUGGACUAAAGUUCGGUUCUUCGAGGUGUUGGAUUUUGGACCGGCCGUCCUCUCCAGAAGGAGCGCGAAUAGCAAUGCUGCUCUCAGUCACAGCUGGUACAACCCGGUCUACUACCACGUCCAGGGGGUGAGCCCGAACGAUAUGCUGGCUCGAAAUUCGUUCUUUCUCGUGGGAACGCCGAAUGGCGAUUACUGGAUCACUGGCUGUUUUCCUCCCGAGGUGUGGAGGAAGGUGGAGGUGGCAGUCUCCGCGACUUGA